Trematosphaeria pertusa is the source of this 4096-nucleotide messenger RNA. RefSeq lists its product as uncharacterized. The record is from RefSeq and is a predicted model, not a curated record. The coding region runs from base 377 to 4069 and encodes 1230 amino acids. Lineage: Eukaryota; Fungi; Ascomycota; Dothideomycetes; Pleosporales; Trematosphaeriaceae. The transcript is spliced from 2 exons.
AUCUCCUCUUCAACGACCUUCUGUAUCUUUCAUUGACGAGUCUGCGGUCACUCUGGCGUUCCAUUGGGAGGCCGGAGUCUAGUCGAUCGUCUUCCACAGCCACUCCGCAUUGUCGUGGACGAAGGGUGGCGCUGACACUGUUCGGUCGAUGAACUGUCCAACUCCGAAGGCUACCAGGCGUCUUCUUGACGGAGCAUUCUUCCUAAGGGCUUCUAUCCUCGUUACAUGAUUCAGUUCACUUCGCCGUGAUUUAUCCUGCCGUCAAUCUAGGUUCCCUUCUUUCAGCCUGCCAGCGAACCUCGUCCGGCUUCCCGGCCCGGCAGCAUCGAUCACUACUCCCACUCGUCCUCGUCCUCCAUCACCAUCCAUCUCCGCAAUGUCCUGGUGGCGCCGUGACCCCUCGCUCUGGACCCGCUCGCCCAUCCACCGCUACGCACGCCGGCAGCUCCGCGACUACGAAGCCGCCCUCCGCGCGCGCUGCUUCUCCAAGUCGAACCUGAACGCCGCCCAACACAAAGACGAUGAACAUGAUGGGGAGAAGCCAGCGGGCAUGUCCAACUUGGAGUGGAUGCAGCUGCAGCGCUACAGGCGGUGGAAGAGGAGGUUUGAGGAGGAUCCGUAUAGAGCCCUGUUUGGCGCGAGUGAGGAUAUGCUGAAUGGGAGGGGCUUGAGGGAUUGGAAUAAGGAGUGGAUUUGGAAGACGUUUCCCCGCUGGAUGGUGAGGGAGAUGGGGGUGGAGGGUGAGGGGAAGGAGGAUGGAAAGGCGAGCUCGAAGGGCAAGAAGGAGGGCUCUUCGAAGCCUUCUGAGGAAGCUAAAUCUUUGACUGAGAAGGCAAAAACCAGCGACACGAUUUAUCCAAGAAAGAUUGAAAUAGAUCCGGAUAUGGCGCCGCAAGAGCGGGAGCACAUGUUCCCUCAACCGUCGAUCAGAACGACAGCGAAGUUGGAAAGAGAUCUGUGGACGUCCGGCGUGAUGUCUCCGUCGGACUCGCGGCGGCCGCCCGAGCAACCUGCUACAGAGCAACCCAGCAAAACUACGAACUACACCACACCUCCGAGCAAAGAUACAUUGGGUGGGCAGGAAGUGAACUGGACCCCAAAGGAAGCGAAAGCGCAGGAGUUCACCCCAGCUGAGGACUCGUAUCGUGUAAGCAAGAUCACACCUGACUCAGCCCCUACGAAUAUGAAUAGCAGCGAGGCAAACAAGGAGGCUGCUGCUCGAGAGACCUCGUUCAUCGAAGAGUUCCUAGCGGACAAACCUCAGCCGCGAGAGGCUGCCUCCAGCGAGAAGGCGAGGAGCGAUGAUUGGAAACAGACUGUGCUCGAUAGAAGAGCGGCCUUUGACUUCGUGCCAAAGCUUAGGAGAAGGACUGAUGUGCCGGUUAUCGAUGUCACGGCGAAGAGAUUGUCUGAUAUGAGUCCAGGCUCUAUCUUCGAGGUUGCGGAAGAAACAACAAAGACUAAAGAGAGGUUCCGGCCUGCUAUGGAGAAGCGUGGAGGGUCGAUGGGGCCUCCAGCCGCCGACAGCAAAGUGGGAGACGACUGGCUUGUACAUUCGGAGAAGUCUAUCGAGGUAGAACAACCUAAGUCGGAGGAGCUCGAGACACCUCCCCCUCGAAGAUCAACUGCAAAGAUCCUCGAACAACUGCCAAAAGAUGACAUGGACUUUCUCAGUGCGGACGAGAUUCGUGCAAAUAUGGGCCGGAUUAGGAGUCCUCGGGAAGAUAAGGAGGAACGGCAAAAGCUCGAGAAGGACUUCAAGGACGCGCAUAAGGAGUGGCAGCUUGAUCCUUUAGUGGGGGCUAAGAUUUUCAAUGAUCAACAUAUCCGCCGGAAGGAACGAGAGUUGCUGCAAGCGCAGGCACAGGAGCAGGAGCAGGCGAAAGCUGUGCAGCAAGAAGAACCGGAAGCGAUGGUCCCUCCGCGAGAAGAACAGAUCGGAGCGAAAUCACCGAAAGAAGUUUCGGUUCUCGAAACUAGCCUUGACUUCAUGUCGAGGUGGCUCCAGACCGGUGGAGAUGUUUUCGCUCGGCACUUCUGGCAAGACCCGGUUGCGGAGCAGGACCGUGCCAAAACUAGUAUCUUCGGAGAGGGAGAUCCGUUCCUGAAAGGCGUUUUCGGAGGUAUACAAAAAGGUCGCCGUGCCAUGUUCCAUGUCAAAGAGGAGCUACAGACCGAUAUUCCAGCUUCUAAAUCGCUGCUGGCGAGAUUGACUAAAGAUGAGAGGAAUGUCGCGUUUGCUGCUAGCUCUCUAAGGACAAAGUCGCUCGACAGGAACAUCGACGCCAAUGGCGACGAGGUCCGGAUGGAGAUCCGCAAUCGAAUCCGGAAACUUCGCCAGUCUCUUCUGGAAACAGACAAAGAGUUUAAGGAAGCUUGCGAAGCUGUCGAUAGCAUGAAGACAGCCCCUCGGCCUUCUGAGGCGUUUGAGAGACGUAUUACGGCGUCAGCAGAUGUCUUGCAGAAGAAUGCUAAGUUAACGCGGAUGAUGAUAUUUGGACUUCAAGCGCGCUGGGAGAGUGCAGCGGCAGAUCAGUCAGGGCAGAAGCUUAGGGAUCUUGCGCAUCGGCUGCUGGCUUUGCAAGACACACAACUCGCGCUGUUGAGGCUCGUCGGGCGAGCUAUGCAGGUUCUCGGUAUCAAGCCAAAGACGAUGGAAGAGACCAUAGUACAGGCUCCAGAGGACACCGCCGCCAAAACGUCAAGCCCCUCCGACGAGGCGUUAUCAUCUCCAAAAGAUACUGAAGGCGAGGCUGAACGCAGGCUUCGUGUCGCUGCCGCUAAUGAAAAGCUGGAAAACGAGAUCGAUGCACAGAAAGCCGCUAUGCGCGGGCUCUCCGACGACGGAUACUCUCGUUCACCGAAGCCUGUUACGAAGAAGCACUUCGAUGAACCCAACCCUUUGGCUCACAGCCCCUUCAGACCUUUCGGACUGCAGCUAGAGAGCUUGGGCAAGGAUGAUGAGGCAGCGAAGACGGAGUUGGAUGAAGCUGCUAGGAAGGCGAAAGAGGAUAAAGAAUUAGUGAGAGAGGUCAAGAGGGCAUACGAGGAUGUGUAUGGGCCGAUCACAGUCAAACACCGCCAGGUCCCGAGUGGUGAGCAAGUGCCAGAACAGGCGAAACCCGAAGCCGCGAAGUUAGUCACCGACGAGGCUAAUGCCACUGUUGAAGAAGUCAAGCGUGACAUGAUGCAACUUUUGAAGGAAGAUACGGUCUCGCCGGCCUUUUCUACACCGAAGACUCCAGCAGUCGCAUCUGAUAAUUCGUCGACAUCGAACGCAGAAUCCAAGCCAGAAGAUAUGGUUGCAGGGAGCCUCAAGAUCGCGCCGAAGGAACCCCCUCCUACCAACUCACGAGGGGAGCCCGCGGCAAUGCAUGAGGAUAAUGCUCCUGCUACUAGCGCUACCACCGAGGGCGAGCCUAAACCGCUCGAUAAGCCAAGUUCCGAGGCCUCCCUAAACAACGAGAAUACAGAUGCUAUCGACCCCUUUGACGAGUUCCCUCAACCCCAGCCCGGAGCCCUACUCCAUAUCUACACCUACGACCCUCAAACUGAAGAAAUCCUUAUUACAACCUCCAAAGUCGGCUCUAUGCCGACUCUCCCGCCCGCUAUCCCCGUCCACGAAGCUCUCGCCACUCUCUCCAACCCUUCAAAAUUCAUCCCCCAUCUGCAUCCUGGUUACGACAUCAUUAGCGCAAAACCAAACAUGCUCGUCCUUCGCCCCAACGGCGGCCCCCUUGACCUAGAUGGUUUCCACACCGUGCGUGUCCCUGCAUCCGGCGAGCCUGAGGCAAGGGAUGAGGGUUGGAAAGGCGGCAUUAAUCCGAUUGAUGGAACGACGACGCUAAGUCCGACGGGGUAUGUGGGAGAUGGGCUAGAACUGGAGAGGGACUUUCAGGAGAGGAGACGGGCGGCGGGGGAUGGUUGGAGGGUUGAGAGGGAUGCUGGCAGGAGUAGGGACAGGGGCAAGGAGAGGAAGGGUGGAGGAUUCGCGAGUGUGAUGAAGACGGGAAUUGUGGCGGCGGCGGGGUGCUACGUCGUUGGCGUCAUUGGCGAGCUCUUCAGUUGAGGAGUAGAGCACACACACACACGCACG